Molecule: messenger RNA, 1060 nt
Organism: Aspergillus saccharolyticus JOP 1030-1
Lineage: Eukaryota; Fungi; Ascomycota; Eurotiomycetes; Eurotiales; Aspergillaceae
Product: PITH domain-containing protein
Exons: 3
Coding region: 146-814 (222 amino acids)
Cellular component (GO): nucleus
Source: RefSeq, a predicted model, not a curated record
UCCACACUCAACCAAAGUUGUCAGCAAGGGUUCUCGAACCGUCGCUUCGCACUCUACCUAGCUCAUCAGUCAUCAUCAGUCAAACUCAAUUCAAGCUUUCAUCUCUACCGGCGAUCGUCAGGAAACUCAGAUAUCGCAUCGCGAGAUGUCGGGCCAUCAUCAUCAUGAUCACGGCCACGGCGGGCAUUGCCAUGACGAAGACGGUCACGACCACUCCAAUGAUAUAACCCCGGCCAUCCAAUCGCUUCUAUACACGCAAGUUCAAUUCGACUCUAUUACAACUCUCAACGAGGCUACUCCCAAGUCCGGCGCGGCGAUCGUCAAAAAAACAUGGGCGGAGAGGCUGAACGACGAGCCGGAGCUGGAGAGUGAUGCUGACGAGCAGCUCCUGAUGUACAUUCCCUUCACCGGUCAAGUCAAGGUUCACUCGCUCCUUAUCUACACCGCGCCAACUUCCUCCGCUCCCAAGACGUUGAAACUAUUCAAGAACCGCGACGAUUUAGACUUCUCUACCGCGUCCGAAUUGUCGCCCACCCAGAAGCUCGAGAUCCCCCAGCCGGUUGCCGGAGCGGACGUCUUCGAGAUACCCUUAAACCGCGCGCAUUGGAACACCACAACCUCCAUCACCCUGUUCUUUGAAGAUAACUGGAGUGAGGGCGAGGAAGACGUGACCAAGGUGGGCUAUAUCGGAUUCAAGGGAACGUUUAUGGCGCUGAACCGCGAGCCCGUCAACUUCCUCUACGAGGCAGCAGCCAACCCGAAUGAUCAUGUGGCUAUCCAGGGUGUCAACGGUGUGGGCAGUAGAAUCCAGUGAGGCAUAGGGAGACUGCUUUCUUUAUUUGCAUCGUUGUGGUACAAAUGACUCGACUUGAACCUUUAACGCAGAUGCCCUUGUCGUUCUAGUCCGCCUGUGUGUUGGGUGGUGUAGGCUGACCGUGGAAUAUGCUGUUUCUGGUGAUAGAGCUGGACUUUAUCCACGUACCGAGUGCCAGUCGGAGUUCAGCUAUGUAUGUAUGUUGUAACAUUGACCAUGUUGAGCUAUCUAACGAUAUGAUGAAAU